Penicillium brevicompactum is the source of this 990-nucleotide messenger RNA. Its product is annotated as ubiquitin-specific protease OTU1. The coding region runs from base 1 to 990 and encodes 329 amino acids. Gene Ontology annotation, cellular component: cytosol; nucleus. Gene Ontology annotation, biological process: protein deubiquitination; endoplasmic reticulum unfolded protein response. The transcript has a single exon. The record is from RefSeq and is a predicted model, not a curated record. Gene Ontology annotation, molecular function: cysteine-type deubiquitinase activity. Lineage: Eukaryota; Fungi; Ascomycota; Eurotiomycetes; Eurotiales; Aspergillaceae.
AUGCGAAUUCGAGUUCGGGGCCCUUCUGGCCAGUCUACAAUUACACUGGAAGACUCUGCAACCAUCCAAGAGCUUCAAACUCAAAUUACGGAGAAAACCGAUCUGGCAACUUUCGACGUGAAGUUCGGCUACCCCCUCAAGCCGCUCGAGCUCGAUAGCUACCCACCGGGCCAAAAGAUUAUAGAGACUGGAAUCAACCUGAAUGGGGAGACACUUAUCGUUGCACAGAAAGAAGGGGCUACCCGACCUGCCAACGACGAGCCGCCAUUACAAACCACAACCACGGCAGCUCCAACGCAGCCAACAAGGGCGCACAAGCCAGAAAGCUCUGCCGAUGAUCCACCAGAGAUCGCCUCUCCCGAACAUGCAGGAACCUUCGUCCUCCGUGUCAUGCCCGAUGACAAUUCAUGCCUCUUCCGAGCAGUAGGCGCCGCCGUCAUGGGCGAUAUGGACACGAUGGUGGAAUUAAGAUCAAUCAUCGCCGGCGCGAUCCAAUCAAACCCCGGAGAGUACUCGGCAGCGAUCUUGGGCAAGAAGCCUGAUGAGUAUUGUACCUGGAUUCAGAACGAGGACUCGUGGGGCGGCGCCAUCGAGCUCAAGAUCCUGAGUGAAUACUUCAACAUUGAGAUUUGUUCCAUCGAUGUACAGACUCUGAACCUCUUCCAAUUCAACGAGGGUGCGCCUACGCGUUGUAUCGUGGUAUAUUCAGGCAUUCAUUAUGAUGUACUCGCGUUGUCUCCCUCCGAUCCACCUUAUACCCGUGCGAAUCCUUUGGCAUUCGGGGACACCAAGAUCUUUGAGGCUGUCGAUCCGGUCGUCUUGGAAAAGGCCAAGGAGCUGUGUCGAGUACUGCAAGGGAAGCAUUAUUAUACUGAUACAUCUGGAUUUACGGUCCGCUGCAAUACCUGCGGAGGUACAUUUACUGGAGAGCGGGGCGCCACCAAGCACGCCGCGGAAACCGGCCACUAUGACUUCGGAGAGGCAAAUUAG